UGCUUCAACCCAUAAGAAAGUGUUGUUUAAUGGUAAAUAGGCCUCCCCUAUUCCAAUUAUAUGAUCUAUUUAAUUUGAAAUUGCACGUGUUUACCUUUUUUUAAAAUUACAAAAAGCUCUUUCGAGAUAAAUAAAUAAAAUAGGUGGAGAAUGAGUUUCUCUAAUUAUAAAUUAGACGUCGAAUAUGGCGACACGGUUAUAAUUUACAUAGGUUACGACAACAUGCUUCAGUUUGAAGUCAUGAAAGGUAAAAUGCAUCAGACGAAGUACGGUGCGGUAAAGCACGAUGAUCUGGUAGGACAGUCGUACGGCAAAAAGCUAUUACUCUCCAGAGGAUUCGUCUACCUACUCCAUCCGACGCCUGAACUGUGGACUGUAACGUUGAAGCACCGGACACAGAUAUUGUACAGCACUGAUAUCAGUCUGAUCGUCUACAACCUAGAUCUGAAGCCUGGCUCUGUCGUCGUUGAAUCGGGUACUGGUAGUGGAUCAUUAUCCCACUCCAUCCUUCGAACAAUCACACCUGGAGGCUGCCUUCACACAUUUGAUUUCCACGAAUUACGUUCAGAAAUUGCAACUAAAGAAUUCAAAAGUCAUGGCUACGACUCAAAAAACGUGGUUUGCAAGCACAGAGAUGUUUGUAGAGAUGGAUUCGAUCUUGAAUCAGUAGCUAAUGCUGUUUUCCUCGACCUUCCUAAACCUUGGCUGGCCGUUCCUUUCGCUAAACAGUCACUCAUUCCAGGUGGUCGCAUAUGCUCUUUUUCACCGUGCAUCGAGCAGGUUCAGAAGACGUGCACUGCCCUGGCCGCCAAUGGAUUCGUAGCCAUUGAAACUUGCGAAUGUUUGAACUGCCCACUUGAAGUGCGCACCAUGAGUCUGCCCAUCCCUGAUUUGGGAUUCAGCAUGGUGGGUCAUGCCAGUGAAUCAAAUAAAAGUCUUCAAGUUCUUUCCACUACUACUAUUACUACUACUACUGGUGCUGUUGUUGCUACAGAUGAUACUACAGCUGGUACUGAUGUUGAGAUAAUGAACAAAAGUUGUCCUGUCAGUAUUAAUGAUGACGAUGAUAAUAAUAAUGUUGGUGAUAGCAAUAUUGAUUCAUCAGGUAGAGAAUGUAAUGAAGAUAACAGCAAUGAAAUGCAGGUCGAUAAUGAAGCAAAAGUAGGAGAACACCACAACAGAGCUGCUCUUACGGCUAAUGUUUCUACUACUGCUGCUACUACCGCUACCAUCAACUAUAAUAAUAACAAUGAAAGUCCCAUUAUUAUUUCUGACUAUUACGUACAUUCGCCACCUAUUGGUCUUAUAACGUUAGAUGAAACUACCAGGAAGAACAAACAACGACCACAAACUCACCAAAGAAAGUUAAAACAUUUCAAGAGUGAUAAAAGGGAAGAAUUAUUUUCAGACAGCAAAGACAUUAAAUUGAAUUCAUCAAGUUAUCAUGCUACUCUUCAGCAGCAUGGCGCCAAACAAAUCACGCAUAAUGACCAUCUAAAAAUGAACUUAACAUUUAAAUCUUGCAUGCCCUCAUUAAGUAGGACAGGUCAUACUGGCUAUCUGACCUUUGCCACUUUGUACCCUUGUUGA
Molecule: messenger RNA, 1590 nt
Organism: Helobdella robusta
Lineage: Eukaryota; Metazoa; Annelida; Clitellata; Rhynchobdellida; Glossiphoniidae
Exons: 3
Coding region: 151-1590 (479 amino acids)
Biological process (GO): tRNA methylation
Cellular component (GO): tRNA (m1A) methyltransferase complex; nucleus
Source: RefSeq, a predicted model, not a curated record